This is a messenger RNA of Ceratina calcarata, 2185 nucleotides long. Its product is annotated as SEC14-like protein 2. The record is from RefSeq and is a predicted model, not a curated record. Gene Ontology annotation, cellular component: cytoplasm. The transcript is spliced from 11 exons. Lineage: Eukaryota; Metazoa; Arthropoda; Insecta; Hymenoptera; Apidae. The coding region runs from base 631 to 1818 and encodes 395 amino acids.
GGCAACGAUUUUUCGGAUUCAUCGUCGACGUCCUCCCCGCCAGGGUGAAUCUGGAUACAAAAGGAGGUGAGUGGUGGGGUGCGUCUUGUGGCAAGGUAGUAGCGUUGGUAUCGGGAAUACAGCGACGGAACAGGACGGUACCAUUCUUUGGGUGCCGGUCAACGAGAAGCAGUCAUUUUUAGUUGAGAAUUGGCUCUCGAACUGGAGCGCGCGGUCGGCGACGACCGUGAGAGACACCUGUUGCGUCAUCAAGUAAGCCGGCUACCGCGAGAAAUGCGAUGCGCUAUUAUUCGAACGUGAUCGCGCGGCAUUCUUCGUUCGCCAAGUAACAACGUGACUCGGUCACUCAACGGCUUUUCAAUUACACGGGAAGAAAGAAAAGGAAGAAGGUUCUUGGAAGUACAGUUCAAGACUCAUCGUUUCCCUCGAAAUUAAGGGCCGACAAAAGAAAGGACUUGACAUCAGGCAUCUCAAGACAUAGAUAAGUUUCAUCGGUUAGAAGCGAAUUGAAUAAAGAACCGUCACUGACGAGGAGAAACCUGAACGCGAAAGUUCACCCACCAGGAAGAACUAUUCAGGAUCAGAACAGUCCAGGAUUGACGAAAGUCUGUAUAAAACAGGAAAGCAGGGAUGUCGAAGGCAGGGGGAUUAGGAUUAGAAGAUGAUCAACGGUUUGCGCUGAUGAAAUUUAGGCGGACGGUUCAAGACGUUCUGAAGCAACCGUAUCAUGACGAUCACUUUCUACUGCGUUGGCUCAGAGCAAGAAAAUGGGAUCCAGUUGCCGCAGAAAAGAUGCUACGCGAGUCUAUGGAGUGGCGGAAACAAUGGGAAGUAGACAAAUUAGCCGAUUGGGAUCCUCCUCAAGUCUUAAAAGAUUAUCUGCCACAUGGUUUGUGCGGUUUCGAUAAGGACGGAGCUCCAGUGAUCGCCGUAUAUUUCGAUGCACUCGACAUGUACGGUAUACUGCAUGUUGUUUCGAGAAGAGAUAUGAUAAAGGUUACUAUAAAGCUUCUUGAGGACUAUCUACAAUUAUGCAGAGAACAAUUGGAGAAACAUGGUCCCGCGGCUGGCCAAGUAGUCGUGGUUUUUGACAUGCAAGGAUUCAAUUUGAGACAAUAUCUCUGGAGACCAGCUGGAGAAGUCAUAAUUACCUUGAUUCAAAUGUAUGAAGCCAACUACCCGGAGAUCUUAAAGACGUGUUAUAUUGUUAAUGCCCCGAAAGUAUUUGCUUUUGCGUUCUCGGUAGCUAAGAAGUUCAUGAAUGAAUAUACUUUAGCGAAGAUACAAAUAUAUAAAGCGGAUCCGGCUAAAUGGCAGGCAGCAGUACUGAGCAAUAUUUCCAAAGACCAAUUACCUGCCUACUUUGGAGGUACUCUAAAAGAUCCUGAUGGCAACCAGAAACUUGGAACCAAGAUUUGUCUUGGUGGGAAAAUUCCUCUUGAGAUGUAUGCGAGCAAUACGGAAAAAGAUAAUGAGAACAUGACAACUGUUAUGAUAAAAAAAGGUGGAAAACUGGAACUCGACAUGCCAGCAUCCGAGAUGGGAUCUGUAUUAAGUUGGGAAUUUAGAACCGAGAAUCACGAUAUUAGAUUUGGUAUUAUGAAGAAAGAUAAUAAUGGGAUGCGAAAGGAAGUAUUACCCAUGCGGCGAGUAGCCGCUCAUCAAUUAGAUGAGAUUGGGAUUCUGAACUGUGAAGUGCCUGCUACAUAUUCCGUUAUCUUUGAUAACACUUAUAGCAUUUUGAGGAAUAAGAAAAUCCAUUAUUCUGUGCGAAUCAUACCACCGUCAGAAGAAAUGGCACCAGCGACUAUGUCGUAAUUAAUAGUAAUUAACAACGAGAAAAUGCAUUCCAUAAAAUCUGAUUAGUACGUAAAGGAAAUAAUGAUUUUAUGUUAAUUGUUACUUUUUUGGUUACUUAUGUUAUAUUUUAAUACUAAAAGUUGUUCCAUGAUACUUCCACAAAUUUUAUAUAAUAAUUUAUUUUACUUGUCUUAUAUAAAUUUAUCAGAAUUUAUUAAUUUAUAUUAAACAUGUUAUAAAUAUAAAAAGUUUAUACAUAUAUACUUUGCAACUAUUUGCACAAAUUUGUAGAAAGAAGAUAAUAACACUUGUAAAAACAAGGAAGAUAGGAGAUAUACUUCAGUUUAUGUAAAUGAAUAAAAAGACAAUCUUUUAGAAAGAACAA